This is a messenger RNA of Hibiscus syriacus, 2127 nucleotides long. RefSeq names its product probable LRR receptor-like serine/threonine-protein kinase At3g47570. The record is from RefSeq and is a predicted model, not a curated record. NCBI's taxonomy places the organism in Eukaryota, Viridiplantae, Streptophyta, Magnoliopsida, Malvales, Malvaceae. The transcript is spliced from 2 exons. Gene Ontology annotation, molecular function: receptor serine/threonine kinase binding. Bases 13 to 2127 code for a protein of 704 amino acids.
UGUUUCAGGAUCAUGGAGCUAUCAAAAAGGCAUUUUGAAGCAUCCAGCUCUUUUCUCCUUGUUUACAUUGAAGUUGUAAUUCUUCUCUCAUGCUUCAACUUGCAGGAUCUUAACUUGCUUGGUUUAGCAACAGCAAGCCAUGCAGGUAGAGGAAAUGAGACUGAUCAACAAGCUUUACUCCAGUUCAAAGCCAUGAUAACCGGUGAUCAGCUCAGAAUUAUGGAGUCCUGGAAUAGUUCCAUUCACUUCUGUCAGUGGCAUGGUGUUACAUGCAGUCGAAAUCAUCAGAGAGUCACCAAAUUAGAACUGCAAUUCCUCGAGCUCUCGGGAUCUGUAUCGCCAUACAUUGGAAAUUUAACCUUUCUGAGGGAGUUGAAUCUUGCGGGCAACAGCUUCUACAAUCAGAUUCCUCAAGAAAUUGUUAGUUUAAAAAGAUUGGAGAUAUUAGAACUAUCUAAUAACUCCAUCAGUGGUGAAGUCCCUUCCAACUUAUCUGCUUGUUCUAAGCUUAUACGAGUUAAUAUGAGAGGCAACCAGCUAACUGAAGAAAUACCUUCUUUGCUGGGUCAAUUGCCAAACCUGAAAUACUUGAGUUUUCAUAACAACGGUGCUUUCCUUGACGAGGAACGAUUAACUGGUAUUAUACCUGAAGCUCUUGGACAACUGACAUAUCUUCAAUUUUUCGGAGUAGCAACAAAUGCAGUAUCCGGCACUGUUCCAGUCACAAUGCUCAAUAUGUCCAACAUUAGAGUCUUUGAUAUUGGUGGAAACAAGAUCCAAGGUACUCUUCAUUCCGACUUACCAAUCACCAUGCCAUAUGUUGAGAUCUUUUCCAUAAGAGGAAAUCAAAUAUCUGGACAAAUCCCCGUUUCAAUAUCCAAUUUCUCAAAUCUGGAUGUACUUCAAUUAUAUGAUAAUAGACUUACUGGAAAUGUGCCUUCCUUAGAAAAUCUGAAUAAUCUGUCUCGUUUUCUCAUAUCCAUAAACCAUUUGGGACACGGGAGAGAAGGUGACUUGAACUUUCUCAGCACUUUAGUGAAUAAUACCAAACUAGAAUAUCUAUACAUAGGCACAAAUAAUUUCGGAGGGAUACUUCCCGAAUGUAUUAGCAACUUUUCUAGCACCCUUUUACAUUUGGUAAUAGAAGAGAAUAAAAUAUUGGGAAGAAUCUCGGAAGGGAUUGGAAAUCUUGUCAAUUUGGAGCUGAUAAGGACAUCACAAAAUCAACUAUCAAGGCCCAUUCCCUUUAAUAUUGGGAGGCUCCAGAAGUUAAACAUAUUUGUAGCUGAUAGUAAUUCUUUCACAGGGACUAUUCCCCAUUCUAUUGGAAAUUUAACAGUGUUAACCGAACUUGCUUUAGACUUUAACAAACUUCAGGGCAGCAUUCCUUUGAGUAUAGGGAAUUGUCAGAAUUUGCUGGGGAUGAGUCUUUCUCAUAACAAUCUUAGUGGACCGAUACCUCCUCAAGUAUUUGGAAUCCAGUUCAUGUCCAUUAUAUUAGACUUGUCAUCAAAUUAUCUGACUGGUGAGCUUCCUGUUGAAGUAGAAAAUUUGAAAAACUUAGUUGGAUUGGAUGUUUCUCAAAACAGGUUAUCUGGUUUCCUUCCAAACAACCUUGGCAGUUGUGUAAGUCUGGAGAAGCUGUUAUUGGGUGGCAAUUUGUUUGACGGGCCUAUUCCUUCAUCUUUGAGUUCAUUGAGAGGUCUUGUGGCAUUAGACGUAUCUGACAAUAAUCUUUCAGGUGAAGUUCCAGAAUUUCUUGUGAGCUUUGGGGCAUUGAAGUAUUUAAAUCUCUCUUUCAAUGAUUUUGAGGGAGUGAUACCAAGUGCAGGAGUAUUUAAGAAUGCAAGUGCUACGUUUGUUAAGGGAAACAAUAGGCUUUGUGGGGGCAUCCCUGAAUUAAACUUGACAAGAUAUAGUUCAAAAACGUUGAUCAGAAGAUCAAACACUACCGUUAAAAUAGUAAUUGUUGUUGUGAUUAUAGGGGUGACUUUGAUUUUCUCUUGUCUCGCCAUCUUGUGGUUUAGAAAUAAGAAACAACAGCCAACAACAACUUGUGCAGAAAAUUCCCUUUUACAGUUAUCAUACCAAAGCAUCUUAAAGGCUACUGAUGGAUUCUCCGUGUAA